UGUUCGGUACGAAUCGUCGCCACGCCGGCCGAGACCCGCGCGCCUCGUACGCGCUUUCCGCAAGAAGCUUUUAGCGCCAUCCGAUUGUUGCCCCCAAACUUUGCCGUGCUCGCUGCAGUCCAGGUUGGUUGAAAUUUGACUGAUCGGAAUGACACACACGCUUUUCGCUCUGUAUUCAUUUCUAACACUUUCCAGGAAACUGUAAGACUUUUUCGGCGAUUCGGCAUUCAGAGAAAAAUACUGAGUGAUGAAAAAAUACAAGCCAUUCGUUCGUGUCGUCUACAGGAGAAGUGUUUAAGCAUAAUUGAAGAUGCUCACAUACGCUAUAACGGGGAUCGUGUUACAAGUUAUACUGCUGAGUCCAUCAGGAACGGCAGCCGUUAGCUGGGAAGAAUGGUGGACCUAUGAUGGGAUAUCGGGUCCAGCGUUCUGGGGUUUAAUAAAUCCAGAAUGGUCAUUGUGCAACAAGGGCCGAAGACAGUCGCCCGUUAAUCUGGAGCCCAGUAAGCUGCUCUUUGACCCGAAUCUCCGACCCCUGCACAUCGAUAAACACAGAGUGAGCGGGUCUAUGAUGAACACUGGACACAGUGUAAUAUUUACGGUGGAUAACGAUACUCGCCAUCACAUAAAUGUGACCGGGGGUCCACUAUCCUAUAAAUAUCAAUUCCAAGAAAUCCAUAUCCACUACGGACUCCAUGAUCAGUUCGGAUCCGAGCAUUCAAUAAACGGAUAUGCUUUUCCUGCCGAGAUACAGAUUUUCGGCUUCAAUUCGCAACUCUACUCGAACUUCUCCGAAGCGCUGCACAAAGCCCAGGGAAUCGUCGUCAUUUCUCUGCUGCUGCAGUUGGGAGACUUGUCAAACCCAGAACUUAGGAUACUAACAGAUCAAUUAGAUAAAAUUAGAUACGGAGGAGAUGAGGUGGAGGUAAAGCGGUUAUCAGUAAGAGGGCUGCUCCCGGAGACCGACUAUUACAUGACGUACGACGGAUCCACCACGAUGCCGGCUUGCCAUGAGACAGUCACAUGGAUGAUACUCAAUAAGCCUAUUUACAUCACCAAGCAACAGAUGCAUGGUCUGCGGAGGUUGAUGCAAGGGGAUGCCAAACACCCCAAAGCGCCCCUAGGAAACAAUUUCAGACCGCCCCAGCCGCUACAUCAUCGACCAGUUCGGACAAAUAUUGACUUUAAUGUUAAACACCGAAGCGACGCAGGCAAGCAGUGCCCGAGCAUGUACAAAGACGUCUACUACAAGGCGAACAGUUGGAAGCAGCACUAAAACGAGACAGUGACCUGUGCCACACCAAUAAACUCGAAUAAAUAAAUCAAUAAAUAAACUAACAAUUAGUGGACGAUCCGCUGCCUGGAUGCUAAACAAUUUAACGUUAAAGUGAAGUGACCAAACAGUUAUAGUGCUAAUAAUAACAAUACAAAAAUUAAACAUAUCACAAUAUUUUGCAACAUGUAUGUAAUAUGACUGAAUUAUGUGUUACUGCUUUUAUUUUAGAAUAGUCAAUUAGGAGAUCAGUUUAGUUGGGUAAUUGAUUUUGAAUUUAUUUAAGGCCUAAAUGCUCCUGGAUUCAAAAUAAAAAAAUGUUGCAUAUCCUAAGGUAUUUUAGUAAAAAAUUACUUAUGUAAGAUUAGGAGUAUGAAUAGUCUAAAGAAAUGUUUGUAAUAUUUAAUUAUAUGUUGAAAGUUUAUUUAUUUUUU
Messenger RNA from Anoplophora glabripennis (Asian longhorned beetle), 1707 nucleotides. It is a transcript of the gene CARPB, whose product is annotated as carbonic anhydrase-related protein 10. Bases 311 to 1276 code for a protein of 321 amino acids. The record is from RefSeq and is a predicted model, not a curated record. NCBI's taxonomy places the organism in Eukaryota, Metazoa, Arthropoda, Insecta, Coleoptera, Cerambycidae. The transcript has 10 exons. Gene Ontology annotation, molecular function: zinc ion binding; carbonate dehydratase activity.